AUGUCUGCAGACCAACCUGUGGACAACAGCAUGUACCUGUUCCUGCACGAGCACCAGGCUCCUCAGGGCUUUACGAACUACCUUAAAAGGAUGGAGGAAUCCACAGAGGUCGUCACCACAGUGGAGGCUUUGCAUGAAUACAGGAAGCAGAUUGCCUGUAGCCGGCUACAAAAUCCGGGCGAUGCAAAAGAUUACUGCAUAGUGUGCGCCCUGCUGGAGUGCGAUCCACAGCACAGCAUGAUAGGAAUGGUGCAGUGUGGGACAUGUCAUCAGUGGGCCCAUUUGGAAUGCGCCAAGUACACCGACGAAGAAAAUUACACCUGUCCAAAAUGCUUGUGAUUGAAUAAAUGCAGAAUAAAAAAGGAAUGUUUAA
Messenger RNA from Cololabis saira (Pacific saury), 373 nucleotides. Its product is annotated as E3 ubiquitin-protein ligase SHPRH-like. The transcript is spliced from 4 exons. Lineage: Eukaryota; Metazoa; Chordata; Actinopteri; Beloniformes; Belonidae. The record is from RefSeq and is a predicted model, not a curated record. The coding region runs from base 1 to 339 and encodes 112 amino acids.